Spirometra erinaceieuropaei is the source of this 2650-nucleotide messenger RNA. Lineage: Eukaryota; Metazoa; Platyhelminthes; Cestoda; Diphyllobothriidea; Diphyllobothriidae. The record is from the annotation of a GenBank genome assembly.
AUGCCAACCUUGCCAAUUCCACAAGAGAACAGUGUGGUCACCCCGUCCCAGGCUCAAGUUCACCGAUCCUUCGAGAAUGAGGAGACUGAGGAGCCUCGACGUAUUGAGAUCCCUGGAUUGAAUGAAGGUCCCGUCUGUGAUCUGAACUCCAGCGACACAGAGAUGGACUCCUCUGAGCGCAACAAACUACGUCAAGCACGCUCCAUCCCCAAGGAAUUUGCGGCCAAUUGGGCCAGCAUGCGUGUGAGACCUACAUCUCAUGUGGUUCUUUCUGCCGUUAGUCAAAAUCAGAGCGCUACCCUGGAAGCCGCCUCAACUGGGUCGGUUCAGACUACUGCCGCCACCAUGCCGACAGCUGAUAACGCGACGGCUUCUGAUGUUGUUGCAUCGUUGGCUGAUGAUGACAAGGGUAGGUCGUCAUCUACCAAUGCACCACUCUUCACUUCGGACAUGCGGCCGAAUCACAGUUCCUCGCAGUCUGUGCCAGCCCCAGGUACAAAGGACGGUCCGGCAUCAAAUGAAGGUAUUCUUACACAUUCUCUGAUGGUAUUUCUUUAUGAAAUUUGUUUUUGCAAAGAUCCCCCUGAAUCGUCUCGUUCUCAAAGAUUUAUCGCUUCUCUCCUCACUGUCUCUUCACUCUGGUAGGGCGUGACAGCUAUAAAACAAACUAACACCAUUUGGGACGCAAAGGUCUGUUCGGGUUACCCUGCAAAAUAUUGAAAAUUUGAGUUUUGUCCUCUGCACUUUAUAAACAUUCUUAUCAUUGAAUGACGAAAUAUGUUCAAUUCUUUGAAUCAGAUCAGUAGCUAGUCCUUUUGAUGUUGCCGACCCCUUAAAGUGCCGAACUACCUAUAAGUCGGAUCACCUCCUUCCUUCGAGUCCAGUCAGGUGUUCUGCGGCAUUAGAUUACAGUGUUCCUUUAUUUUUUACUUGAAAGGCAAGCCCGGUGUGGUCUGAGCCACUUCUGCUGGGCUGGGAUACAGACCUUUUGUACUCCAAGAAUGGACAGCCUAUUAGUUGAAGCUUGCUGUAAUCAGUGCGUCACUUGAGUAGCAGUGCUGCACAUUGUCGGAAAUAUAGGCUUCUCGACUUUUACCCAGAAGAAAAAGUUGUUAAACUUUGUGAACUUUGUCAUUCCCAAGUAUUCCGCAACGCCAGGAAGCAAUUAUCUCCUUAACUUUCAAAGCACUUCGUCUUCGGUAAAAAUUUAAGAGAACCACAUACCGCAGGUUUUAUUUGAUAUAGAGGAAUGUCGCGACCGCUUUUCAGGCGUUUCCUAUUGCUCCAUAUGGAGGGAAAAACGAGUUGUGGUACACGACGGCCAGCUACCGGAUGCAGCUUAGAUAGCUGCAAAGUGGGACAUAGGACCAAAUUUUUGAGGCCGUCGGUUUAACACCUCGCAACAGACUGUGCUGCACGAGUACCUUAUUUUCCAAAGUCGAACGUAGGCAUAGUUUUACUUUCUGCGUUGUACCUCCGUUGAUAGAUUCGAACUGACAGUCGCCUGGUAGUCGAAAAAUAAACUGUGACUAACGGCCAACCAAGCUUUUUGGCUAGUCUGGGACUGAAACGGCGAAGUACGUUUUUUUAGUUGAUACGAGCCAAUUUUGCUAGAUGCCACCAAAAGAUCGCAUCUUUUGUGGCCUUUUCUCAUUAUUUUUAUAUGCCUGUCAGCGAUUCUAGCUGCACAAUCUUCUAUUUCAUACCUCCUUAGAUUUUCUGUGUAUGCUCCUGUUUUUACAGGCACACGUACACUUGGUUCGAUGAUGAUUUAGGGGGAAUUGUUUUUUGCCAAUGGGAUCUGCUUGCUCUUGAUUUGCUAAGGGAAAUAAGACCACACACAGACCUUUUGAUCGAAAAUCAACUUGUAAACACAUCAUCUAUGAUUAAUCUACAUGUUUCAGAUAGUGUAACCGAUCACCGUCAUGGAAGCGCUCAUAAGAUGGGCAGAAAAUUCGACACCGCCGCUCGGGAGGAGGAUAUGCUAGCGUUUGCCAACAACUUAAAUAUCAGUACCACUGUCAGCGAGCCACGUUCCAAGCACUCCUCGGCUCAACCGCCGCUGCACCGAUCACACAAAUCUAAGUCGGGUCCUCUGCCAUCGCAGAUGGGUCACCCCAAUGCUCCUCCGGCCCCACCGUCACAGCAGCCCCCUCCACCACCGCCAGACCACUGCAUGCCUAGGCCGCGGGUGGACCGAUAUGGCGACGGUGCUCGAUUUCCUGGUCAUACAUCUACCAGCAGGCCUUCAGGCUCCGGGAUGGCCCCUCAGCCACUCCGCGACUACCCGGGGCCUCGACAACCCGAUGACCCCUGGGGAGGGCCCGGUUAUCCGCCGAUGCGGGAUCAUCUCCCACCCGGCAGGGGCGGGCCCUGGCGCCACGACGGCGGUCACCCGAUGGAGCGCGAUUUCCGCGAUAUACCUCCACGGUCCCCAAUGCCGCCACCAUCUUUUCACGGCCCAGCACAUGACCAGUGGCCUGCCUCUCGGUUUCGAGAAGACCCCGCUGCCGUCUUUCCACCGCCACCUAAGCGCCCUGCCCAUGGCCGCCACAUGGGAGGAUCGUCCAGGCAGGAGAACCCCCAGUGUCGGGAGCCAUGGAAUGAUCUGCCACCACCAGCGCCUCCUUCCCACCGAAGCGGGUGGUAG